Messenger RNA from Aspergillus steynii IBT 23096, 1068 nucleotides. RefSeq names its product trihydroxytoluene oxygenase. Gene Ontology annotation, cellular component: mitochondrion. The transcript has 3 exons. Bases 1 to 1068 code for a protein of 355 amino acids. The record is from RefSeq and is a predicted model, not a curated record. Gene Ontology annotation, molecular function: methylmalonyl-CoA epimerase activity. Gene Ontology annotation, biological process: L-methylmalonyl-CoA metabolic process. NCBI's taxonomy places the organism in Eukaryota, Fungi, Ascomycota, Eurotiomycetes, Eurotiales, Aspergillaceae.
AUGUCCCCACCGACAAUCUCAGCAAGUCGCGGAGGCACGCUGCCCGACACCGAGGCGAUGGGAAAAGACCAGGAGUCCCAGUCCAGCUGGCUGCAGAAGCGAAGCAUUAGCGCGGAGACUCGUAUCAAUCUCAAGAAGCUAUCACAUGUCCGCUACCAACACCCCAACCUAGAUGAGAUCCAUCAGUUCAUGCUGGACUUUGGACUUCAGGUUGCGCACCAGACCGCCGAACACAUCUGGUACCGCGGAUACGGCCCCGAUCACUACGUGUACUAUGCGCAGAAGGGUCCCCGCAAGUUCCUGGGAGGCGCCUUCGAAGCGGCUAGUCUAGAAGACUUCGAACGAGCAACGGCUUUGCCCAACGCCGGUCCCGUGCAAGAGCUGGCAGAUGCUCCAGGCGCUGGCUCCCUGGUGACAAUCACCGACCUUGAAGGAUUCCCCAUCAACGUGAUCUAUAACCAGGAGCCCAUCAAUCCUUCCCGCGAACAGUCACCACGAGAGAAGAUCGUUCUGAACUUCCCGAGCGAGAAGCCCCGUGUAAGACAGUUUAACCGAUUUGAACCCGGACCAGCUGCAGUUUACAAGCUGGGUCACUUCGGCCUUUCAACGCAGGAUUUCGAGUCUCAACUCCAGUUCUACACCUCCACCUUCAACAUCGUGCCAACGGACUUUGUCUAUAUUGAGCAAAAUGGCCAGCGAAUCCCCGUCACGGUGUUCAUGCAUCUUGAUCUGGGAAUGGAGCCCGUAGACCACCACGCGUUCUUCCUCGGCGCCAACCCGAAAACAUCGCGCAUCCACCAUUGCUCAUUCGAGGUCCAUGACUACGACACACAGCAGCUAGGCCACCAGUGGCUGGUCGAGAAGGGAUAUCAGCCAGCUUGGGGAGUGGGUCGUCAUGUGCUGGGAUCUCAGAUCUUUGAUUACUGGUGGGAUGUCUCGGGCAAUAUGGUCGAACACUACGCCGAUGGUGACUUGGUGAAUGCCGACACGCCGAUUGGAUACGUGCCUGCUGGGCCGGAUUCGUUGGCGAUUUGGGGGCCUAAAGUUCCCGCUGCGUUUCUGGAGUAA